Molecule: messenger RNA, 1335 nt
Organism: Sparassis crispa
Lineage: Eukaryota; Fungi; Basidiomycota; Agaricomycetes; Polyporales; Sparassidaceae
Exons: 5
Coding region: 1-1335 (444 amino acids)
Biological process (GO): intracellular iron ion homeostasis; intracellular copper ion homeostasis; positive regulation of transcription by RNA polymerase II
Cellular component (GO): nucleus
Molecular function (GO): RNA polymerase II cis-regulatory region sequence-specific DNA binding; DNA-binding transcription factor activity, RNA polymerase II-specific; copper ion binding
Source: RefSeq, a predicted model, not a curated record
AUGGUAUUUGUCAAUAAUCAGAAAUACGCGUGCGAGUCCUGCAUCAAAGGACACCGUUCGUCUUCAUGUAAUCACACCGACCGCCCCCUGUUUGAGAUCAAGAAGAAGGGACGCCCAGUUUCGCAAUGCGAGAAGUGCCGGGAGCUCCGGAAGACGAAGCGCGCGCACAACAAAUGCGCCUGCGAUUCUGCGUCGUGCUCAGCUUCAGGCUCUUCGACUGCCGAUGCCAACCCUGCCGCUCAACAAGCCCCGUUGAAACCCAUUGGUAGAUUCAGACCUAUUGCACCUGCAUUGCCGAACGGUCUCAAGGACAUGUAUACCGGUUUGGACGAAGUCUCCUUUAAGUCGUCCGCGAAACAGGCCGCAAUCAAUUUCAUCAUGUACCAACCUAAGUCUAGCUCGCACGGGAACACUUUUGACUGUCACUGUGAUGGUGAUGAUUGUCGUUGUCGGCCUCUACAAGCCCGCAGUUCGGUCCUUCAUCCAUCCUCCCUCUGCGCUCCUCAGGAGAAGAGCCCUAUAGCACCACGUAAUGGAUUGUGGGCACUCGCACAGGCGGCCGCUUUUUGCUGCAGUCAGCCGUCUGCCGAAGGUUCUGCUACUCACUCAGAAUCUACAUCGGCCGAGGCUCAUCCACAGGAAAGCGGGAAGCAUGCAAGGGGUGCCCUCUCCAGUCGGACCCCAUCUCCAACUCUUAUACCCGAGCCUAAACGGCCGAAGCAUUGCGCCAACAUUACUGACUCCUCAUCAAUCGGCACAGUGAUGCGUUCCAACAUCCAAGAUCCCCCUCUCUCUCCAAGUCACAGUUCACCCUCGUUCACGCCAGCUUCUCGCAUGCCUGCUCCAACCUUCCCUCCGAUUCCGUCCUUGAGCUUCGCCACGAAUGUAGUGAGCGCCGGCUGCUGCUGCACGAACCAGUGUGCGUGUCCAGGGUGCAUCGAGCAUCGCGGACCAGAGCACGCGGCCAAGGAUUUUAACGAUUGCAAGGACGGAUGCGGGACCUGCGUGGAUUACACGGGCGGCGUGGAGCUUCCUUUGCAGGAUCCACCUGGUCGCAGCGGCAGCGGCACGCAUGCAUCUCCGAGCUCAGUUGACAGGUUCUUUGCACAUGCUGCGGUGAUUCCAAUUGCAAGGGCCGCUACCACGCUGGGUUCAGAUAAGGGCAAGCAGCGCGAGUUACCGUUACGUCGCUCUGGUGCUGGUGAAGACUGUGAAGACUGUGACCACUCUGAGGACGAGUGUGUUGAGAGUGCGGGAUGUUGGUCGGCUACUGCAGAGCAGCAGCCAACUAGACGCGUGGGCGGUGAUGCACACUCGGCAUCCUCCCCGAACUAG